GGGGCGGCUGAGGCUGCUGUGAGAGGGCGCUCGAGGCUGCUGGAGAGCGAACCAGCCGAGGAGGCGGGGAGGCGGCUCCCGCAUUCGCUCUCCGGCUCGCUCGCUUCCCGGCGCCGCCGCUGCCGCUCCGCCGCCGCGCUUCCUGCUCGCCUGCCGCUCCGUUACGCGCCGUACUAGCAGCCGGGUCCGGGCUGGGCUCGGGAGUCGUGCUCGCGGGCGGACAUCGCGCGCGGAAGGCGAGCCGCGGCCACACCUGUGGAGCCGGCGGCCGCCCGGGUGCCUGUCCGGGGUCUCCCCGCGUGCGUGCUCGGGGCUGCGGGCCGCGAGGGCUCCCGGGGAGGCAGUCCCCCCACCCCCCCGGCUGGGCGCCCCACUGGCACCAUGGGGCUCCCGGCGCUGGAAUUCAGCGACUGCUGCCUGGACAGCCCGCACUUCCGAGAGACGCUCAAGUCGCACGAAGCGGAGCUGGACAAGACCAACAAAUUCAUCAAGGAGCUCAUCAAGGACGGGAAGUCCCUCAUCAGCGCGCUCAAGAAUUUGUCUUCAGCGAAGAGGAAAUUUGCAGAUUCCUUAAAUGAAUUUAAGUUUCAGUGCAUAGGAGAUGCAGAAACAGAUGAUGAAAUGUGUAUAGCAAGGUCUUUGCAGGAGUUUGCCAGUGUUCUCAGGAAUCUUGAAGAUGAACGGAUACGGAUGAUUGAGAAUGCCAGUGACGUGCUCAUUACACCCUUGGAGAAGUUUCGGAAGGAGCAGAUUGGGGCUGCCAAGGAAGCCAAAAAGAAGUAUGACAAGGAGACAGAGAAGUAUUGUGGAAUCUUAGAAAAACACUUGAAUUUGUCUUCCAAAAAGAAAGAAUCUCAGCUUCAGGAGGCAGACAGUCAAGUGGACCUGGUCCGGCAGCAUUUCUAUGAAGUAUCCCUGGAGUAUGUCUUCAAGGUUCAGGAAGUCCAAGAGAGGAAGAUGUUUGAGUUCGUGGAGCCUCUACUGGCGUUCUUGCAAGGACUUUUCACUUUCUAUCACCACGGUUAUGAACUGGCCAAGGAUUUCAGCGACUUCAAGAUGCAGCUGACCAUUAGCAUACAGAAUACAAGAAAUCGCUUUGAAGGCACCAGGUCAGAAGUGGAAUCACUGAUGAAAAAAAUGAAGGAGAAUCCCCUUGAGCACAAGACCAUCAGUCCCUACACCAUGGAAGGGUACCUCUACGUUCAGGAGAAACGUCACUUUGGAACUUCUUGGGUGAAGCACUACUGUACAUAUCAGCGGGAUUCCAAACAGAUCACCAUGGUACCAUUUGACCAAAAGUCAGGAGGAAAGGGGGGAGAAGACGAGUCGAUCAUUCUCAAAUCCUGCAUCCGACGGAAAACAGACUCUAUUGAGAAGAGGUUUUGCUUUGACGUAGAAGCAGUAGACAGGCCGGGGGUUAUCACCAUGCAGGCUCUGUCGGAGGAGGAUCGGAGGCUCUGGAUGGAAGCCAUGGACGGCCGGGAGCCGGUCUACAACUCGAACAAAGACAAUCAGAAUGAAGGAACUGCACAGUUGGACAGCAUUGGCUUCAGCAUAAUCAAGAAAUGCAUCCACGCUGUGGAAACCAGAGGUAUUAAUGAGCAAGGGCUGUACCGAAUUGUGGGGGUCAAUUCCAGAGUGCAGAAGUUGCUGAGUGUCCUGAUGGACCCCAAAACAGCUUCUGAAACAGAAACGGAUAUCUGUGCGGAAUGGGAGAUCAAGACCAUCACUAGUGCUUUGAAGACCUACCUAAGAAUGCUUCCAGGGCCACUCAUGAUGUACCAGUUUCAAAGAAGUUUCAUCAAAGCAGCAAAGCUGGAGAAUCAGGAGUCUCGGGUGUCUGAAAUCCACAGCCUUGUUCAUCGGCUCCCAGAGAAAAACCGCCAGAUGUUACAGCUGCUCAUGAACCACUUGGCAAAUGUUGCUAACAACCACAAGCAAAAUUUGAUGACAGUGGCGAACCUUGGCGUGGUGUUUGGACCCACCCUGCUUAGGCCUCAGGAAGAAACAGUAGCUGCCAUCAUGGAUAUCAAAUUUCAGAACAUUGUUAUUGAGAUCCUGAUCGAAAACCAUGAUAAGAUAUUUAACACAGUGCCUGAAACGCCUCUCACCAAUGCCCAGCUGCACUUGUCUCGGAAGAAGAGCAGUGACUCCAAGCCCCCGUCCUGCAGUGAGAGGCCCCUGACGCUCUUCCAUGCCACGCAGUCGACAGAGAAACAAGAACAAAGAAACAGCAUCAUUAACUCCAGUUUGGAAUCUGUCGUCUCAUCAAAUGCAAACAGCAUCCUUAAUUCUAGCAGCAGCUUACAGCCCAACAUGAACUCCAGUGACCCAGACCUGGAUGUGCUCAAACCCACCCGGCCCAACUCACUCCCCCCGAAUCCAAGCCCAACUUCACCCCUCUCGCCAUCUUGGCCCAUGUUCUCGGCGCCAUCCAGCCCUAUGCCCACCUCAUCCACGUCCAGCGACUCAUCCCCCAUCAGGUCUGUGGCAGGGUUUGUUUGGUUUUCUGUUGCUGCCGUUGUUCUCUCAUUGGCUUGGUCCUCUCUUCAUGCAGUGUUCAGCCUCCUCGUCAACUUUGUUCCCUGCCAUCCAAAUCUGCACUUGCUUUUUGACAGGCCAGAAGAAGCAGUUUGUGAAGACUCCAGCACCCCGUUCCGGAAGGCAAAAGCCUUGUAUGCCUGCAAAGCUGAGCACGACUCAGAGCUCUCGUUCAUCGCAGGCACGGUCUUCGAUAAUGUUCACCCAUCUCAAGAGCCAGGCUGGUUGGAGGGGACUCUGAAUGGAAAGACGGGCCUCAUUCCCGAGAACUAUGUGGAGUUCCUCUAACCGUGGGCCCAGCAGAACUGCUGAGCUUUCCAUGGUAUCCAUGACAACUGCUGAGUCCAGUGUUGCAGACCAUUUCUCUGCUGCCGAGAAGUGCAGGGUGACUGACUCUGCUGCUCCCUGUCAACACCAGUGUUUGUGCGAACUUUGGUGUCACCCAUUCCCACGAUCAUCUCAGCUGACCUGUGGUGUCGUUGCAAGAAACAGAAGUAAAUCAGCAGGGGAGGCCAUUUGAUUUUGAAAACCAAGAGAAAGGCUGGCCCAGCCAUCUCUCUCAUUCAGCCCCCAAAUGGGGAGCAUUCCUUUUGUCUCAACAGUUACCCAAAUUCCCAGCCUUCUGAAAGUGGAAGAUCCUUUAGAGCAUGUAGGGCUGGGUCAGGGCUACGAGAUCCAGGCUAGGCCAUUGCUCUUGUUUACAGCAGACGCUCUCACCCACCUCUCCAUCCUCGAGACCCACAGGGCUCCAGCAGCUGGGGCUAUUUGUUUGCAUGCAGGAUGGAGAGGGCUCACAGCACUGUUUACAUAAGAUCCAAUCUCUCACCAUCUCCAAAACAGCCUUGGCCCAGCAUCAGCAGAAUUCAGUCCAGUCCUCUCAUGCAAGGGAGCACACACACCCCACAUUCCCCUCCUCCCAUGCCAGGAACUUCUCUGCCACUGAGGGCUGCCAUCGCCUCGUAACCAUGGCAACCCAAUCUACUCUAAACCAAACCAAAAAAAUAACACACUCUCUUUGCAUCACAUUUUUUUUUUCUUCCCCCUUUUGUGUGGUUUUUUUGAAUGAUUUUCCAAUAACCUGGCGCAAAAGAUCAAGAAAUGGUCUGCUGAGGGCAGACAGAAAGAAUAGCAACUGGGAACUGUUUCCUUUCUGAUUUAUUUCAGCAGCAUCAGGAUAUAUUUGGAGUAAACUUUAGUAACCUCUUGAGAUUAAAUUACAUCUAGGCUUAAUAUUUCUGUUCUUCCAUGCAACUGGUGUUUGCUUCCUAGAGGGCAAUAUGCCGCCUCCCCAUGGGUGACACCCUCCCUUUCCUGCCUCAGUCCCUAAUGGCCUCCCGUUUACCUGUCCUUGCCCCUGCCCUCAUCUGGCCUCUAUCCCAUCACUGACCAUCCCUGGCAGUUUGCAGAUGCCCUGGUGGUUUACAGGGCUGGUUCCUAGGCUAGCCCUAUGGUCUAUUGUUUAAAAGGACAUAUAUGUUCACUGCCUCUCAGAAAAAGGGAAUUAUUUCUCAGGCUUUUGAGGCAUGAGACUAAUGUCAUGAGCCAUUGUGAUUCAAGAGGACACCAAAAGCUUGAGGCAUAGAAAGUGGGCAUUUCCUGGUCCCCAAGGGGCUGGAUGUUGGGUGGGGAAGUUCGGCCUGGACACUCAGAUUCACUUGGCCUCCAAAGGACAGAGUCCCCAGGAUCUUCCACACUUGAAUGUCUUUGCAAGCAUGGCUCUGGGUAGACAAACUCUAGACUGAUGGAUUGUCAGGCUCCUGGACCUCUCCGAAGGCAGCCACGUUUCAGAGUGUGCCCUGCUCCUGGAAUUCCUUUUUAGGGAAGUUGAAAGAAGAAAAGAAAAACUUGAAUUGUGUUGGAUUACUGUAUCUUUUACAUUUUUUUGAAAAGAUAAAACUGUAAAUAGAGUGAUUUGAAAUACUAUAUGGCAAAGUUUUAUAUUUGAUAUUCUUGAAGCUAGUUGCCCCACACAUUUUAAGCUUUAAUUGCUGAACAAGUGUGUAUAAGAAGGAAAAUUAGUCUUGUUGAAGGGAGUCAAGGUCACCCCUCCCUGGCCUUGAGGAAGGAAAAAGUAUUUCUGUACACACUCUUCUGGCUCUUGUCAGUGGACAUAACACAUCGAUGUUAUGCCCACCAGUCUUCUUUAUCCAGAGGUGGUUUUGAGCAUUUCUUGGGCUUUGGGUUUGGCGAUGGAAAGAGCAUCUUCAGGCAAAGAAUCUUGCCAAGAACUCCUGCUCCUACUCAGCUUAGGGGGCCAGAGCUUAGAUUAUUUUUUUCAUUUUUCUUCUCAGGUGUGUUUCUUGGUACCCCAGGAUAUCAGGACAGAAGAAUAUAGGAUAGUUGCAUACACCUUUUUCUGCACAUCUUCUAAGACUUUAUGAGUGAAGCCAAGCGAAUUUGUAAAUGUUGUGUGUGUCCAAGUUCUGAGGAAAACUGGCUUCUUAGGAUCUUUUGUUCUCAUUAUACUGUGGCUUCCCCUUUCCCUGGACAUGUUCAUGCCCUUCCUGUUCAUCUCAGAUUUCCUGUAACCCCAAACAAAGGGAAAAACUCCAAAGAGGAUUGGAGAAUGUGCGGUUAGAGGUUUGUAGCUGGUUUCCAAGUUACUGGGAGUUUGCCAUCAUGACUCAGUUUGUGGGUUCAGGGUAACCCAGCGACCACCCAGGAGCUCCCCCAGCAGCAGUUGGGACACUACGACAGGUCAGGGAGCAAGGAAUAAGACUGGGAAAAAUCCAGAUAGGACUCAGCAAAGCUGUCACUGAAAACCCAAGAAGGAAAUUUAUGAAUAGACUCCUCCUGCUCCCUGUGGACUUGGAAUAGCCUAGGGACCUGUUCCAAGGGCCUGAGAAGACAAGCACACUAUUCUGCUGUGCUUCCCAAAUAGGAGGAGUGCAAUGUGAUGCUUUUAACACAUUUUAUAUUGUCACCACCCCGUGGAACCUUGACUAGAACUAACAUGGAGGAAAAGUGCAGGCCCUGGCCGGGAGUCCUCACUGGAACGUAUCAGUGGACACUUGGGCCCGGCUUGACCACUUGGAAACAUGUUCUUCCCUCCUCAGUUGGCCCUGAUUUGAAGCCAGGGGGAAAUAGAGCUGCUGCUAAUGAGAAUUUUUAGGUAGAUCCCUUCCCAGCAUCCUUGUGGCCAUGCUGGACCUGUGGCAGAUGGCUGCUCUAUCUCUUGGCCCAGCCAGGCUUACCCCUCCCCAGAACUGGAGAAAUGCAUAUGAAAGGAGCUGACAAAUAGGAAGUGUUCUGGAGACUAAAACUACAUUUCCCAUCUCCACUGUCUCUGCCUCUCUCCCCCACUCUUUCCCCUUGCCCCAACCCUUUAUUGGUUCUACUUGAAUGGAGAACUUUAAGACAGAUUAGGGGUGUGGACCAGGCUUUAGAGUGGAAGAUUGUUGAUCAAGGUCCCUGAGCUUCCCCAGGGGGCCUAGUUUCUUUUGUAACUAGAUCUGCUGGGCUAACAGAGCCUGAGCCUUUUUUGGGUAAUAAGAUCAGUCUCUCACCCACUUCAGGUACUCACAGAAGUCUACAGAAUGCCAUGUCCUAACUAGUUUUAAACCCCUGCCCCCAGGCAAGUAGAUUCCUGAUUCACUCAAGAUUGGUGGUAUUCUCUUCUCUUUUCAAAAACAAAGGUAUAGGGGUAGACCCAGUAUAAGCCUCCUUCCUUGGUUUCCUUAAUUGGAGCCAGUUUUUAGCUUACUGUUUUAGUAUUUCAACGGCCAAUGUGUUUUCUUGUCAGACCAAAUGUCUUGUUCAGGCCCAUUCAAAUUUAUCCACUCUUGUUGAGGAUUUUGUAUUAACAGAGGUAGAGAAAGAGAUCAAGACAGUCAAGUUCCUAGUGACAAGGUCUCUCAGGCUCUGGUCAGGACCCCAUCGUUGUAUGUGCCCUAUCUGGCUUGAAAGGAAGUCCUUCUAUCAACUGCAUUUGUGACUCCUGAAAACAGCAAUCCCAGUCUCACCAAAAGUUUAGUCCUGACUCCAGAGACAUCCAUGAUUAAGUGAUAGGGAGACAAAUAAUUGACUGAUGAUAACUUGACCACCUAUUUGUGAUUGACUAUUGGCACCUUUCAUCCACUGGCUUUUCUUUCCAAAAACAAGUCUGGACCACCCAUCUUUGUAGACGCAGGACUGCCAGGUACAACAGUGGCCAUUGUGGCACCUGCAGUUUCCCUAGUAUUGAAUGUCUGAUGAGCCACCGCAUCACCCAAGUGGGUCGCCAGCACUGAAGAAACCAAACAGCCUCUUAGCUGCCUGGCUUUCAAAGGAGUGUCCUAGGUGUUCCGUCCCAGGAGUUAUCUGUCAUCUCUGGCAAACUCGACAGUAACCAAUUACCUAGACAACCCUGCCCCACAUCUCUUUAAGCUAGCUGGGUGUCCUCUCACACACCCUGUACUGGUGUUUAAAAAAUUUAUCUCAUGCUCAAAUGUGUUUGGCAGCCACACUGAUCUGCCAGGCGCAGAACUACUCUGUAAUUGUAGUGUCAAAGUGACAACAGCGGCAGCGCAUUGCACUGUGCACGAUUCCACAGCAGAACCCAGCAGGUUGUCUAACUAAAGAGCUCCCCAAAGCAGAGGGAGAGACCUUAGAGAGUGCAGACUUCAUUCAGAGCCAGUCUUUGCUGAAUUGUGGUCUUCUAGUGGAAGCACACGGAUUCUUGGGAAAGUAUUGGGUGUAAAGCAACAAUAGGAACAGAGAGAAAGAAAAAGGCGAACCAGACUGAAGAACUUCGAAUUUUUUUUAAGAGGUAUAAAUAUAGUUCUUAAUACAGGAAGGGGAAAAAAUCUAUCACAAAAGAAGUUCACCACUGAUACCUUUUACAAAAGUUGUACAGGACCCGACGAGAUAGAAACAUCUUGCCCUAAACCCCAUAUAAGGGUAGCAGUUACUAUCAGGUCAAAAUUCUCUUGAGUGUAGUAAGAACCAGAGUACUGGUCAUCAAGAUGUCGGAAUAACCUGGAGAGAUCAAGACUUCCUACGCCAUUCUGCAUGGACCAUCCCUACAAAGUUGUUCAGACACCUAUGAGCGCCUCCUUGGAGAUCCAGAUGCCAGAGUCAACCUUGUACCUGUGAAAGUAGUUCAUCUAAUGAUUCUAAAGUAUACAUGUAUCAGUAUGUGUCUGUGGAUGUAUGUAUGGUGCACAUUUGCACAUGUAAAGAUACUCAUAGAAACUCACAUAAACUGGCAGUCACUGAGCCUUUGCAGCCUUUAAGAAUUAAAGGCUGAGAAUUCAAGAAACAAGAGAAGCUGUUGACUAUCAAAAUGACCAGACAUGUAAAUGAAGUGCCAUUUUAAAACUUUGUCCAUAUUAAAUGAUUACUAUCUACAGCUAUAUUCCAUAUUAACUUAUUAAAAGUCAUCUUGAAAAAAAGAUCAAAUGCAUACGUGUUUAGUAGUUAAUACUAGACUAGUGUUCCGAAGCACUCUAAAAGACAUCUGGACCAUGUUUCAGAGAAGAAAAUAUCUGCAUGUUUAAUUCAUAAUUUAGGCUACCUUUGAGUAUGUUAUAAAAGUGCAGUGUGGUAUAAUAUCAAUAAAGUACUCAAAAAAUGGCACUUUAAUGUUUUUAUAAAUCAUAAAUAAUGCACUGUUUUAAACUUCAGUUCAGUAUUGAAUAUUGACUGGUGUGUAGAAUCCAAUUCCGUAAUUACAAAGUAAUUUGUGACUAGAAUAGAACUUUUCUCCUGUUAUUAAUGAAACAGUUUUGCCAUGUUCAAGCUUUAAAAUAAUGUGCUUUUGCAUCACAAAGCAUAUCUAUAAAGAAGUACAAUUUCUGUUGAGUGGCCUUGAAACUUGGCCUUCUUACAAUUGUUUGGUUUAUGUGACAAUCCCAAUAAAACAAGUGGAAGUAUGAUUUUUGAAUUAAAUGACUUUUCCAUUUGA
This is a messenger RNA of Pipistrellus kuhlii (Kuhl's pipistrelle), 8425 nucleotides long. RefSeq names its product Rho GTPase activating protein 26 (gene ARHGAP26). Lineage: Eukaryota; Metazoa; Chordata; Mammalia; Chiroptera; Vespertilionidae. Gene Ontology annotation, biological process: signal transduction. The transcript has 23 exons. The coding region runs from base 382 to 2829 and encodes 815 amino acids. Gene Ontology annotation, molecular function: protein binding; GTPase activator activity. The record is from RefSeq and is a predicted model, not a curated record. Gene Ontology annotation, cellular component: cytoplasm.